AUGAAGCACAUCGCCGCUUUUCUGCUGCUUUCUCUCGCCAAGGAGUCGGCUCCUACUGCUGACGACGUCAAGGGCCUGCUGAGCACUGUCGGUAUUGAGGCCGACGCUGAGCGCCUCGACAAGCUCGUCGCUGAGCUCGACGGCAAGAACGUUGCCGAUGUGAUCGCCGAGGGCAAGGAGAAGCUUGCCUCGGUGCCCUCGGGUGGUGCCGUCGCUGCCGCCCCGGCCGCCGGUGGUGCCGCGGCUGGCGGUGACGAGGCUCCUGCCGCUGAGGAGAAGAAGGAGGAGGAGAAGGAGGAGUCGGACGACGACAUGGGCUUCGGUCUCUUCGACUAA
This is a messenger RNA of Malassezia sympodialis ATCC 42132, 336 nucleotides long. Its product is annotated as ribosomal protein P2. Lineage: Eukaryota; Fungi; Basidiomycota; Malasseziomycetes; Malasseziales; Malasseziaceae. Gene Ontology annotation, biological process: cytoplasmic translational elongation; translation. Gene Ontology annotation, cellular component: cytosolic large ribosomal subunit; ribosome. Gene Ontology annotation, molecular function: structural constituent of ribosome. The record is from RefSeq and is a predicted model, not a curated record.